UUCAGAUUAAAUGCAAGCUGAAAAUGACCAUUAAUAAGAGAGUUCUAAUAACAUUAAUCAUCUUCGUUAUAAAUCAUCAUAUGUAUGAAGUAUUCCAAAUAUGAUUUCAGUUAAUAAGAUAAAGACGAAAAAUUUAUGAUGACAAUGAUUUUAAAGAAGUUGUCAAAAAUUUCUACAAUUUAGUCUCCGAAAUGAAUAGAGGUUAAUAAUCCGUAUAGCCAUUAUUAGUGAAGAAAAUAUAGAAAGCUCCUAUACGUAAAUAGCCUCAAUAAGUGAAAUAAAGAAAUACAAGCAAAAAUAAGUAACUAACAAAAGAACUUCCUUAUUCUAAAAGAGAGAUUCAUUUUGGACCUGAUUAAUAAGCCAAAUAAUACUUUAACUCUUGUUUCAGUCAUUAAAUUAUGAGUCAUUUAUUGCCUAAUUUUGAUUAAUCUUCUGGGAAAUAAGCAGCUUUCUUAUAUGAUAAACCCAAACCUCAUCUUCAAUUUAAACGAAAUCAAAUGCAUAUUCAAACAGCUUAUUAAAUAUAUAUAAAGAAGUUUGAUUCUAAAUAUGUUGAAACACAGGAUCCUACAUCAAUAGCUAGAAAAAUUAUGAAUUCCAACUUUAAUUCUAAAGUAAAAAUUCAUUAAAGAACCAGACCCAAUACUAAGAAGAGGAGAAGGAGAGUGAUAAAUCUGAUAAAUGCAAUAGAUCUUAUGAAGAUGGUAAAAAGAAACCUUUAAAAGAAUUAGUUCGAGAAUUUUAGAGUGAUUAAUGAUUUUAAAAAACAUCAAAAGUAAUAAAAUAAAAAAAG
Paramecium sonneborni is the source of this 796-nucleotide messenger RNA. NCBI's taxonomy places the organism in Eukaryota, Ciliophora, Oligohymenophorea, Peniculida, Parameciidae. The record is from the annotation of a GenBank genome assembly.